Durio zibethinus is the source of this 3036-nucleotide messenger RNA. RefSeq names its product glucan endo-1,3-beta-glucosidase 12-like. Gene Ontology annotation, biological process: carbohydrate metabolic process. NCBI's taxonomy places the organism in Eukaryota, Viridiplantae, Streptophyta, Magnoliopsida, Malvales, Malvaceae. Gene Ontology annotation, molecular function: hydrolase activity, hydrolyzing O-glycosyl compounds. The record is from RefSeq and is a predicted model, not a curated record.
UUCUAUCCUGGAUAUAGUUGGAUCCCAUUGAAGCCAAAGUACUACACUAAGCCAUCAUCAGCCAUCAACUCGAGUGAGGACCCACUGCUUGGUGGUAGUAAUAUUUGGCAAAGAAAAAGUGGCAAACACAUUGAAAUUUGCCUACUCUUCUGUCCCCACGUAAUCUGACAUGGCCCAAAUUUCUGUGGAGGGAGGGACAUGAUUUUAUAAAGGGAAUUAAAAAGAAACCUGCUCCAGCUAUUGUAUUUUUGUAAUUUGAGUAUUAACAAGUAAUUACCAGUACGGGUAAUGUAAAUCAUGUGAGUAAUUCUUUUGAAAACAAGUGCAUUUCAUGCCAGUAAACGAUACAUAUCUUCACUUCAUUAUAGCAACAAAAUCAGUCACUCUCACUCAACACUCCCUUGAUCCUUGAACCACGAAUGGCUUCUCUCUGCCUCCAUCAUGUCCUGCCACUCUCCCUCCUCCUCUUCCUCCUCACCCCAUUACCUCGCGUUUCUAGCGUUGGCAUUAACUAUGGAACUCUAGGAAACAACCUCCCUUCUCCCAAGAAAGUAGCCCAGCUCCUCCAAUCCACGCUCAUAGAUAAAGUUAAAAUCUAUGACACCAACCCUGAAAUCCUUGAAGCCUUUUCCAACACUGGUAUAGACCUUAUUGUUGCCGUUGAAAACUACCACGUCGCAAACAUCAGCAAGGACGAGGCCGCAACGGACGAGUGGUUCGCGACUCGUGUGAUGCCCUUUAUACCAGCCACUUCCAUUGUAGCCAUUUGUGUAGGCAACGAGUAUUUAACCACAGAUGAACAUCUGGACCCUGAUGCACUGGUCCAAGCCAUGCAGAACUUACAUUCUGUGUUAUUAAAACGCGGUCUAGACCGCAAGAUCAAGGUCACCACCCCACAUAGCAUGGCGGUUCUUGCUUCCUCAUUUCCACCCUCAGCUUCAAUCUUUGCGACCAAGCUUCUUCCUACCAUGAGCUCUAUAGUUGGGUUCUUGGCUGAUACUGGUGCACCUUUCAUGGUCAAUGCCUAUCCUUAUUUUGCUUAUAGGGAUAAUCCCAGCACAGUUGAUUUAGAGUAUGCAUUGCUGGGGAACUCGACAGGGGUCCAUGAUCCUAAAGGUUACCUGUAUCAUAAUAUGUUGGAUGCGCAGAUUGAUGCUGUUAGGUCAGCUAUCGAUGCUGUUGGCUUUGGUAAUCUGUCGAUAGAGAUUACUGUGUCAGAAUCUGGGUGGCCUUCAAAAGGAGAUCCCGGAGACACUGCAGCUACUCCGGAUAAUGCAAAGACUUAUAAUACCAGGUUGAUUGAACGUGCGCAGUCUAAUAAAGGGACGCCCAUGAAGCCCAAGGAUAACAUAGAGAUCUUUGUGUUCUCUUUGUUUAAUGAGAACAAGAAACAAGGGAGUGCCAGUGAGAGGAAUUUUGGGAUUUUUAAUGGGGACGGGUCGAAGGUAUACGAUGUGGACUUGAGCUGCCAAUUCUGCAGCAAUGGAGGUGCAUUUGAGAAGAUGUCAACGAGUGGAGCUAGGGGUCCGUCAGUUUGGUGCGUGGCUAAGCCACAUGCCGAUGAAAAAGUGCUUCAAGCUGUGCUGAAUUUUUGCUGCGGGCCUGGAGGAGUGGACUGCAGGGAAGUUUAUGAAAGUGGUAAAUGUUUUGAGCCUGACAAGAUUCAUGCUCAUGCAUCUUAUGCCAUGAAUGCUUACUAUCAGAUGCACGGGAGGAAUUAUUGGAACUGUGAUUUCAAGGGAACCGGACUUGUCACCUUCAGUGACCCAAGUUAUGGAACAUGCCGGUAUCCUCAGCAGUGAUUCACACUGGAAUGACAAAUUAGGCUAAAUGUGGUUGACAGCUCCUUUGUACUGGUAGUGGUUGCUAGUAUUGUUGAUUUGAAAUUCAAGCAAUGUAUGUGAGAUAAGUUCACUAUUAUCUUAUGAAAUGAGUUCAGGUUUGGUGGCCGCUGAAAAACAAAAUUGAUUCAAUUUCCUUCGUAAGGAAAUUGAAUAUUUGGUCCUUUUUUUUUUUACCGUACCAAAAAAGAAAGGGUCUUUUUACAGAAUGAUAAAGUAGACAUUGGCACAUGGUUAAAGUGCCAGAAUUAAAGACUUUUCCAGUUGAAAAAGCUCUUCCUCUUUCUUCGGGCGGGAAUCUCGGCUUGGCCUGUGGACCCAUGAAUCCUGUGGCUAGGUCUAGGGACUGAGAAAAUGGGCCAUGAAUCUUGUGCCAGACCCAUAGUUUCCACAUACGCUUUUGUCCGGACUCCGGAGCCAAGAGUUUUUUUGUGCCUUCGGUGAUCAUUGGAUUCGAUAUAACAAAUGAUAGCUCUUUACCAUAGUCUCCGAAUUCCAUCAUCAUUAGCUCAAAAAAUAAUAACUUAAUUAAUUAAACAUGCUAACCCCUUUAGUCCCUUAAGACAUCAAUCAUCAAUGGCAGGCUGAUUAAACGUAAUUCAUUUCCUCAUGGGACACCAGUGAAAGAUUAUCUCCGCAUCUCUAUAGUAGAAAACCCACAUAAAAAGCUCCACUUACUUUAGCCAACAAUGCUGACUCUCAGGAACCUUUCUUUCGAUUCAAGAACUAUAGUUAGUGACAAGCCAAUACAGAAUACAGCGUAUUAAAGGCGCAUCCCCGGGAGACCUAAUAAGUCAGCAAUGCUUUGCAUGCAAGGCAAAUUGGAGUCAACUUGGUUAUGAAAAAUGAAGGAAUUACAGAAUGUUUAGAUGAUAAAUAUGAAUGAAAAUGACAUGUUAUCUCUAGAAGUUCAACUGUGGUUGUUUUUGUCAAUUACUGCGCCGAAUGAAAACUCAGCUGUAAAAUCCUCUGUUUGAAGAGAAAUGAAGCCAGAAGCAGUUAGCUGCCGGUAUGGACCGGGGAAGGAAGAUGGAACUAAUGAAAUCCAAGUUUCACCCGCGGUAUUAGUUAAAUCUUCUUUUCAACUCGCAUUAAGGAAUAUUCUCUCUCCUAUUUGCAUUUAUCGUGUAUACAUAUAAUAAUCGUUCAAAGUCUGAUUUGAUCAUGGACUAAACCAGUGCCAAUAAAAGGCCAC